Messenger RNA from Odocoileus virginianus texanus, 456 nucleotides. RefSeq names its product MAS related GPR family member G (gene MRGPRG). Gene Ontology annotation, biological process: G protein-coupled receptor signaling pathway. Lineage: Eukaryota; Metazoa; Chordata; Mammalia; Artiodactyla; Cervidae. Gene Ontology annotation, molecular function: G protein-coupled receptor activity. The record is from RefSeq and is a predicted model, not a curated record. Gene Ontology annotation, cellular component: membrane.
AUGUUCGGGAUCUGGGGGACCUUCAGCAGCGUGGUUUUCUACCUAGCCUGCCUGCGCUACCACGCGGCCAGCGUCGCCGGGCUGCUGGCCCUGGCCUGCACAGCCUUCGCAGCCAGCCUGGUCCUCUUCGUCUGGGUGGCGUGCUGCUCCCAGCGCCAGCGCCCGCGGUUCUACAGCGCUGUGCUGGGCUCCGGGCUCCUGCUGCUCAUCUGCGGCCUCCCCUACCUCCUCUGCUGGGCCCUGCGCCCGUACUUCCCGAGCUUCCUGCUGUCCACCUUCCUCCCGCUGGCCACCCUCCUGGCCUGCGUCCACUGCAGCGCCAGGCCCCUCAUCUACUUCAUGGUGGGCCGGCAGCCAGGCCAGCGGAAGCCUCUGCGGGCGGUCCUCCAGCACUCCCUGGGGGAGGGCGCCCAGCUGGGGGCCAGCGGGGUCUCCCUGCCCAUGGGCCGUGUGUAG